AUGGGUCUCUUCACUUACUGCUUAGCAGGAGGCGGGCUCAUGCUAAUCGGCGCUUGGGAGGCCCUUAUCUCUUCCUACGCGCACCUAAAUCCCUCCUCUCCUCUCUCCCAACCGCACACUCCAUCAACAACUGCAGGAACAACAACAACAACCCGGGUUAGAAAGAAUCCAUCCUCCUCUUCUGUUAGUUUUAUCGCUGUAUCUGUUUUCUCGUUCUUCUUCAUCUUCAACUCUCUAGUAUCUUUAAUCGAUGCCCUUCACGCCAACGAUGGGGUCGGCUUCGCUCUCCAAUUAGAGAUUAUAGCACUGGUUUCUCUCUUUCUUCUCUACUCCGCCGUCGGUCUCUUGGUCGAUUUUACUGGUUCCAUUCCUUUACCCUCUUCAAUCCUCAAUUUCAUUGCUCUCAUCGGCUUCGGGCAAGAAUUUCUCCUCUUUUACCUUCAGAGGAAAGACCCAUCUGGGAUUGAGAAUCGUUACUUCGAUCUUUUGCUUCUCCCGAUAGCCAUUUGUAUUUUCUCCACCGUUCUUGAAUUUGUUUCCUCCAAAUCCAAUUUCCCAAGAUUGGCUCGUGGAGUUGGUUUGAUUCUUCAGGGGACAUGGUUUGUUCAAAUGGGUUUCUCCUUCUAUACCAGUUUGAUUGCUCACGGCUGUUCUCUACAUGAAAAGAGCAGAGGGAAUUAUACAAUGAAGUGCAAAGGGCAUCCCGAGUAUCACAGGGGUAGAGCGAUAGCAACGCUUCAGUUCAACUGCCAUCUUGCUUUUCUUGUGGUUUUGAUCGUAGGGGUUUACUCAGUUAUCGGCCACAAGUACGGAAUCUCGCGCGGUGAUUUCACGAAUUACAAGCUGCUCAGUGCAGAAUUGCAGAAGUUGGAUUCACAUUCGCGGUUUACUUUAGAUUCUGAUGAUGAUGAUGUUGAUGAAAUUAAAGAGGAGAAUGUUGGACACCAGAAAUCUGCUGUUAGUGUUUCUAAACAAGGUGUCAAUGGUUUCGCUGCUCAUUAA
This is a messenger RNA of Nelumbo nucifera (sacred lotus), 1002 nucleotides long. RefSeq lists its product as uncharacterized. Lineage: Eukaryota; Viridiplantae; Streptophyta; Magnoliopsida; Proteales; Nelumbonaceae. The record is from RefSeq and is a predicted model, not a curated record.